AUGGCAAGACCCUCUCGUUGUUUGGGUGCAUCCACGGGCUGCGCCAUAAGGGAAGAAUCGAACGUGAGGAAGGUGAGGAGGGUAGAAGGGCAAGCUAAGCAAAACGAUGAGCUGCAUUGCAAAAAAAUAAAAGAAAAAGGCGUAGAAAGCGAGCGAGCGACGGACGGACGGGACGGGACGUUCUUUCGCCCGCCGUACGGGAUUUCUACACGCCGUGGGAAGAAGCCAUACACACGAGGUCUUCUUUCUUCUUGCCUACUUAGUAGGGCUCGGAGCGACUUCGUCAGGGCCCGAGCUAGGCACAGGUGGCGCGCGUUCAACGGUCGCUUACGGCGGGGGGACACAGGGAGCGAAGAAGAAGAAAGAAGAACGGAUGAAUCAUCCCGAGCCUCGCUGAAGCAGUCCCGGGCUCGAUCCGUGUCCAUGUACGAGGACAAUCUGACUGCCGCGUUCAUAAACACGACCUCGAACGCUCUCGUGAACGUUUUGUCCCGUACGCCGGGCGACGCUGAAGCCGGAGCGCGCGGAGGCUUUCAUGUGGGCCAGAACGGGCUUCGACGACGGGGUCGUCAAACCUACACAAGAUACCAGACCCUCGAACUCGAGAAGGAGUUCCACACGAACCACUACCUGACCAGACGCCGCCGGAUCGAAAUGGCGCACGCGCUGUGCCUCACCGAACGCCAGAUCAAAAUCUGGUUCCAAAACCGACGCAUGAAGCUAAAAAAGGAGAUCCAAGCCAUCAAGGAACUCAACGAGCAAGAAAAGCACGCGCAGGCGGCCAAGGCCGCCGCUGCAGCCGCCGCCGCCGCAGCUGCUCAAAACGGCCAGUCGCACGCCCAGGGCUCUCAUGCCCAGCAAGCACCGAAUAACCAGACGACGCCCAAUGCCGGUGGCGCAGGCGGCCACCAAAGCGGCCAGGGUCGUGACCCGCACGCCAACUCGGCCUGA
Notodromas monacha is the source of this 951-nucleotide messenger RNA. The record is from the annotation of a GenBank genome assembly. NCBI's taxonomy places the organism in Eukaryota, Metazoa, Arthropoda, Ostracoda, Podocopida, Cyprididae.